UUGGCAUGGCGGUAGGGCAUGGCGUUCGCUGUUUGAACCAGCUUGCGGAGCUGCCAGAGUUGCACCAGAUGAUGAGGCAGACAUGUAGGGAUUAUGCUCAAAAGGAGCUUGCGCCAAUCGCUGCCCAACUGGACAAAGAUCACAAGUUCCCAGCCAAGCAGGUAAAAGGAACCUCAACCAUGGAGCUCCACAGUAGUCUCCGUCUUUUGAUUAGAGCAUAUGAGGAUGUUUGUGGUUGAUUUUCUCCGAUGUAGAUACAAGAGCUGGGAGGGAUGGGUGUCAUGGCUGUAGAGGUACCAGAGAGUCUGGGUGGAGCUGGGAUGGAUUAUCUGGCGUACUGUCUCGCCGUGGAAGAGCUCAGCAGAGGAUGUGCUUCGACCGGAGUCAUCGUCAGUGUGAAUAAUUCGCUGUACCUGGGACCAAUUCUGAAGUUUGGCACAGAAGAACAGAAAAAGCAGUGGAUUACGCCCUUCACCACGGGGAAGAAAGUGGGCUGUUUCGCUCUGAGUGAGCCAGGAAACGGCAGUGAUGCAGGUGCGGCAUCAACAUUGGCGCAGCAGGAGGGAAACGAAUGGGUUCUGAAUGGAACCAAAGCCUGGAUAACCAACUGCUGGGACGCUUCCGCCACCAUCAUUUUUGCCACAACAGACAAAAGCCUAAGACACAAGGGAAUUAGUGCCUUCCUAGUGCCGAUGCCUCAUCCGGGGUUGUCUUUAGGGAAGAAAGAAGACAAACUUGGGAUUCAAGCUUCAUCGACUGCCAAUAUUAUUCUGGAAGACUGCCGCAUCCCACUCAGCAACAUGCUGGGAGAGCGAGGAAUGGGCUUUAAGAUUGCAAUGCAAACUCUGGACAGCGGGCGGCUUGGUAUUGCAGCACAGGCUCUUGGGAUCGCUCAGGCAGCGCUGGACUGUGCGGCUGAUUACGCUCAUAAAAGAACAGCUUUCGGCGCUCUGAUUGGGAAACUGCAGGCGAUUCAGUUUAAACUAGCAGACAUGGCCUUUGCCAUAGAGAGCGCUCGACUUCUAACCUGGAGAGCUGCAAUGCUAAGGGACGCAAAGAAACCUUUCACUAAGGAAGCUGCUAUGGCUAAACUGGGUGCAUCUGAGGCUGCUACGUUUGUCUCUCACCAGGCCAUCCAGGUGCUGGGCGGGAUGGGUUACGUCACAGACAUGCCUGCUGAGAGACACUACCGUGACACCUGUAUCACAGAGAUCUAUGAAGGCACCAGCGAGAUCCAGAGAUUAGUCAUCGCCAACAACAUUCUCAAAGAAUAUCAACAGUAGGACAGCUGAUGUUCAUGUCAACUCGCUCUGUUAAGACACUGUGCCUGGAUUGGCUGAUCUGGUCUGUCACAGAUCUCAGGACUGUGUUACUGUGACUGGCCACUGAAGAUGUAUCAAUGGUCCUCUAUCAGAGAGAUUAAGUGACACAAGACUGUUUGAAGUGCAUUUUCUCAUUUGUGCCACAAGAGUGCAGUAGAUAGUCUGGAUCAUUUGACUUUGUAUCAUAAGAGGGUGCUGACUGUAAGGACUCAUUUUCACUGGGAUAUCAAAUUGAUAUCAAAUUAUAAUAUUAAGAUUUAUUUAAAGUUGUUUUAUUGUAACACCUUAUUGUAAUUCUAAGAUCCUCUGAAGCAAAUGUUCUGAUGAUAUAAUUUGGUUUUAAUCUUGGUUAGUGUUUAUGGAACACAGUUUAAGGAUUGCUUACAUGCACUGCUACAGGUUCCAGUUUUUUCUUUUGUGAGAAUAUGAUGCAAACUUAAAUAACACUGCUAAAAUUAUGAACAAAUCUGUUUUGAGAUCACGAGUGAAAUUGCUUUGUUUUGUCUAAUUUAAUAAA
This is a messenger RNA of Cyprinus carpio (common carp), 1839 nucleotides long. Its product is annotated as short-chain specific acyl-CoA dehydrogenase, mitochondrial-like. The transcript has 8 exons. Lineage: Eukaryota; Metazoa; Chordata; Actinopteri; Cypriniformes; Cyprinidae. Gene Ontology annotation, biological process: butyrate catabolic process; fatty acid beta-oxidation using acyl-CoA dehydrogenase. The coding region runs from base 273 to 1283 and encodes 336 amino acids. Gene Ontology annotation, molecular function: flavin adenine dinucleotide binding. Gene Ontology annotation, cellular component: mitochondrion. The record is from RefSeq and is a predicted model, not a curated record.